CCUAGUGAAGGAGGUAGUAUUUGGGGAUGUGUCUAAUGCUUUUUUUUUUUCUCUUCCAGCCUUGGGGGCUGCAUAUGGAACAGCAAAGAGUGGCACGGGUAUUGCAGCCAUGUCUGUCAUGAGGCCUGAGCUCAUCAUGAAGUCAAUCAUCCCUGUUGUCAUGGCGGGUAUUAUAGCUAUCUAUGGCCUCGUAGUGGCAGUCCUCAUUGCUAAUGCCCUCUCACCUUCUAUCACGCUAUUCAAGAGCUUUCUUCAGCUGGGUGCUGGCUUGAGUGUGGGCCUCAGUGGUCUGGCUGCUGGCUUUGCCAUUGGCAUUGUGGGUGAUGCAGGUGUACGGGGAACAGCACAGCAGCCCAGGCUAUUUGUGGGCAUGAUCCUGAUUUUGAUCUUCGCUGAAGUCUUGGGUCUCUAUGGCCUCAUUGUUGCCCUUAUCCUCUCCACAAAGUAAACAUCACGGUAUGAUGUAAAGAGAUGUAACAAAUCCACAUUUAAAAAAAAAAAGCUCCAGAAUGAAAAUGGUCUCUCCAAUGUGUACAGUUGUCCCAAUUUGGUAGUUGAUCUCUUGUAAAUGCGCAAUGUAUGUUAGUGACUUGUCUGUCCUGUGUGUACUUCAAUAUUAAAUUGGAUGGGCUGUUCCAAGCCUGCUGCAUGGCUUGGGGUGGCCUGUGUGCAAUUUUCCACCCAUUGCUGUUAGUAAUUUAUGUAUAAAUAUGAACUAGAAAUGUAAUUUUUUCUCUUCACUGGAUGUUUAUUUAUAAAAGACUUGACAUGUUCAUACAUCUAUGGAGCAAGGAUUUUCAAUUUCCCAUGCUAUAUAUACUAAUCUUAUAUAUAGGUAGUUUACACUGUGGGGUCAAUUGUAAGUGCAGAGAAUUCCUUGGAUGUAACUUUGAUUCUAAAGAUUGCUGUAGUGUCCUGGUAUUGGAGUAUGAGAAUUUCAUGUUUUAUUACAGCAAUUGUCCGAAACACUCCUGUGUUUCAGUAGUAACCAUGUAUGCUCUGGCAUAAGAGUCAUGCACCCAGUGUUGGGUUACAAACUUAUACCAUGUUUCCAAAUAAAACUUCCUCACUACAUUGC
Messenger RNA from Pelecanus crispus (Dalmatian pelican), 1078 nucleotides. Lineage: Eukaryota; Metazoa; Chordata; Aves; Pelecaniformes; Pelecanidae. The record is from RefSeq and is a predicted model, not a curated record.